UCCCAAUGGAGACAGGUAAUUUUUCAACGACCAGUGGAUUUUCCGACGAGUGCUUGAAGUCGAUUCUUCGGUUCAUGGAUGCGAAUCAGCGAUUCCACCUCUCCCAGCAAUGCCCAUCUCUGCGAUCCUUUGAGAAGUCAGUGCCACUUUACGUCUAUGAGCUCACCCUCCUACAGGACAAGCUUUUCGUGAACGCGGUGGAGUAUCAACUCGGCGAUGGGCAGCUUACCGUGCUCGACAAGCGGACCGGCCAGCAAAUCCGUGAGCCCUCACGUCACUCCAUGGAGGAUCUCAUUUCCCGACUGCUCAGUGGAUACCAGGAGCCUCUGAGCAUCGGGCUUCUUCUCAUCCCCAAUUCGGAAGUCUUAAAGUUCCCGGAGUCCCUGAAAGUGAAGGCUCUCUGCUUGACGAUCCAAUCCAACGUGGCUUCGGUGAUGGGCUCGCUGAGCAAGAUGCUUGAUGAGAAGAGCUUCCCGCUUCGUAGGCUCUAUGUGAUUGGGCACAAGGAUUUUGAGAAAUUCGAGAACUUCAGUCACGAUGCUUGCAAAAACGCAAAGAAGCUGGUGAUCCUGGGACGUUCGGUGCCGGUUUCUUUCCUUUGCAGCCUUCCGAACAAGAGGAUUCAUUUGGAGAGCGCGGACGACUACACGGUCGACGAUUUUAUGCGGCUUAUCGAGAAAUGGGCCGAUGGGACUACGGAGAAUAUCAAAACUGCCGGUAAUUUCCACUACAAGUUCACGCUGUCAAAUCCGGAGCUGGUGAAGCAAGUGUUCGCGUUGUCUGAGGUGCUUGGCGACGCCGGAAAGAAGGAUCCGAUCAAAUUUUUUGGAAAAGUAUGCGAAGAGUUCCCCAAUGUGAUUGUCUACACCGUGAGUGACACCAUGGAAAUCUACGCGUACUGUGAAAAGAAGAGCCCCGAGAAAUGGUUGCUCACCAUCACAAUCGACCGAGUUGGCCUCAACAAGUUGUACUAUAUGAUUGAAACAUUGCUCGACGAGUUUAUGGACAAAGUGGAGGGAGUUGGAAAGUCGAAGCAUUUGUGUCGUUAUUAAAUUUUGUAUAGAAUUUUAUUGUGUUUUAUAAUAGUAAUUAAAUAAAUUGGAAUAUCU
This is a messenger RNA of Caenorhabditis elegans, 1109 nucleotides long. RefSeq names its product F-box domain-containing protein (gene fbxc-50). The record is from RefSeq and is marked reviewed. The transcript has 3 exons. Bases 6 to 1052 code for a protein of 348 amino acids. Lineage: Eukaryota; Metazoa; Nematoda; Chromadorea; Rhabditida; Rhabditidae.